Messenger RNA from Schistosoma rodhaini, 612 nucleotides. NCBI's taxonomy places the organism in Eukaryota, Metazoa, Platyhelminthes, Trematoda, Strigeidida, Schistosomatidae. The record is from the annotation of a GenBank genome assembly.
AUGUUUAAAUUCAAUGGUGAAUUCUUCACGGAAUGUGAAAGAAUUCCUAUAUAUGAAGCAGUAAAUCGACUAAAACAUAUCCGUUGUUUCGGCGCAUGGUGUGCAAUGAACACUAUUGUUUGGAGUUUUAUUACGUGCAAUCCACAACGGAUACAAACAACUAGUAGCAACUUCCAGCUCUUCAAAGGAACCAUUUUUAAAUCUUGCGAAAAAAUGAUAGAAAGUUUUAAAGUGAAUUGGGAUACCAAACGAAUUUAUUCUUCGAUAACAACUGUACUUGCUUUCUCUACGUUUCUUGGAGGAAUUCUUAUACCACGUCGUAUGAUUCGCAAUAUAAUUCUAAUAACCGCUGAGAAUAACAAUACUUCGACACUACAAAAGUUUAUUGAGAUUGAUACCUAUGGAGCUUUUGGUAUUAAAAGUAGUGGUAGAACAUUCAAGAGACCUUUGAAAUAUGUAUCAUUUGAUUGUAAAUCAUCACACUCUGAUGCAUCCAAAAUAAAUAUUCGUGUUAAACAUGUACCUUUCAGUUUCAUACUUGAUUUACGAACGACAAAACAUAUUGAUGAUGAUGAAUUGUCCUGCCUAAUGUACAAAGCUAAUCAGAAGUGA